CAAAUCACUUUUUAAAACGUGCUAAAUCGAAUACAUGUACGUAUAAAUUCGUAGUCAACUAACGAUCGUAAUAAUGAACUUUUACACCUUCGAAUGUGAAACUUUUCAAUGUUCUUUUCCAAACCUAUAUCUUUUAUCUCUUCCGAUAAAUGUAAUCUAAAUAUUCGAACUGCUAUUUCUAUCGCUGCAAACGCUCCAAUUCUUAUUUUUACGUAGCCUGUUACAAAAAUGGAACUUACGUAGAAAAUUAUUUAACGCAUUGAAUAUUAUGAUUAGCAUCCUAUUUUGAAUAUUUUACGUAUAUUUUUAUAUCACCCGCAUUCUGUGCAUUUUUGCAAUUUUGAAUUUCCCUUAAAUGCAUGAAAAUCACGGCACAUGCUUGCGUGUAUAAUCAAAUUUUUCGGACAAUUGGAUAACUUUGGUUUCAUAUGACCGAUCAUUUGUUUAAUAUAUUUCAUAAAUAGUAAUAUCGAAGAAAAACUUUCGAGUAAAAGUGCAAUGACUUGUUUCAAUUUUUCCUUGUUGCUUGCCAAUCUUUUCUACGAGAUAUCAUCUCCAAAUCUUUCGCUUUCAUUAAUCAGUGUACUGAUAAUCGAUCGUUCUAUUAAUCAGUGCUCUGAUAAUCAAGAUUCUGGAAUUUCUUUUUCUUGAUUUAUUUCACACGAGGGAUGAAACGUUUUGAAGAUGUUGAAUGAGUGGUUAAAGAUUAAUUUUAGUUAACUAGAAGAACAAAAUAUUGAUAAAUGCAGAUGUGGGUGGCUAUCUAGUAUACGUUAUCAGGAAGCUGUUUUUAAUAAGAUACGACGACCCAAAACUGACCUCAUGACUUGAGAUAAUGCCUGCCGAUUAGAGUCCUUCGGUUUAAUGCGUCGCGUACGUGAUCGUUCGCUGGAGAAUAAGAUUCGUGUUUUUUGACUUUUCACUCUCGAUAUAUUUAGGUUCUAGAAAUGAAAGUGGAGUUUGCAGAAAAGCGAUAUACGUCUAUUUAUCUAUCGUAGAAAAGACAUAAACACGUGCCUUAUCGAUCAAGCAACUAAUUGACAUAAUUAUAUGUAACAAACAAUAUUUACGGAAAACAUACUCUUUACGUUCUUUGGAGCUUGUCUGAAAAAUAACAAAUAAAUGGAGAAAGAUUCAUGAUCAUUUCAUAAAAAAUUGUCCAUAAAAAGCAUACCUACAAUAUGAUUUUUGGAGACGCGCCUUACCCAUAAAUGGGUCAAUCAAUGUUUGAAUAGGAAUUACCCUGAUCCAUAUGGAAGAUCCUGAACAUCUCAAACAUCUCUUAAUGUCUGUAUUAUCGAAAUUUAUUUAGUAAUUUAUUUUCAUUUUGUCCUUUUUCAUUUGCCCAAUUAAAAAAUAUUCAAACCGAAAGUUACGAAAUUAUUUUAAUGAAUAAAAAGUUAAGAAAAGUUACGAAAACAAAUAAAAGCGAUGGUUGAUUUACACAGAAUUCACAUGAGAAAAGUCGAACGCGCGGGCGAGCUUCCGCAGUUGAUAUUUUUCGAAUCGUCGCUGCUAACUUUCCUGGCCCGCGAUACCGGCUGUCCGGUUCGUCAUCUCGUUUAGUCGUGUCCGAUCGUUCUCCCGUUUUACUUAACAUCUCGGCUGCUCUGCUGUACGCGUUACAGUUUCGGCUUCUUUCUGUCUGUCCGCUGAAAAAAUAUUGCGUGAUCGUGUCAGAAAAUCACCAACAUGUGCAGUGGUAUAGCAGACUGCACGAUGUUGUUCCUGAUCGUGACAACGUGUCUGGCGAUGGCGGUACAGGCCGGAUGUCCUAUGCGACCGACCGCGGAACAAACUUCCGCUCCGAGGACUACGGGCGACGGUGGCUAUAGGAUACUCGUUAGCGGGAAGGCCGACAAAUAUAUUCCCAACGCUGUUUACACGAUCAGUUUGCAAGGAUCACAAACGCACGAGAGGCUGCAACAGUUCACGCGUUUCACGCUCUCGGUGAAUUCUCAACACGCUCCAAAUAAUCUUAACGCUCGAGUAGGAUACUUUCAACUGUUUUCCGAUUCUUUGACCACGUUCAAUGAAGACUGCGUCAACACCAUCUCGGAAGCUUCCGAUUAUCCGAAAACGGAGAUCCAAGUGAUGUGGAAGGCACCGCCGUCAGGAUCAGGAUGCGUUAUCUUUACAGCUAUGGUGCUGGAGAAUAGCGUGCGAUGGUACGCCGAGGACGUUGGCUUAACCAAGACCUUCUGCGAAAUGGAAGCAGCCGAGAGCGCGACCUUCAAUGUGGACAAGUGCUGCGCCUGCGACGAGGCAAAAUACUCGUUGACAAUGGAAGGACUCUGGUCAAACGUGACUCAUCCAAAAGACUUUCCAUUUUCUAUUUGGUUGACCCACUUCAGUGACCUAAUCGGCGCUUCUCACGUGCCGACAUUUUCCUUCUGGGGUAAGGACCACAUCGCAACUGAUGGCUUCCGGCAGUUAGCUGAGUGGGGAUCCGCGUCAGGAGUAGAAUCUGAGCUCAGGGCUCAGACCGGAAAUAAAUUAAAAACGCUCAUCAAAGCUGCUGGAUUGUGGUACCCAAACGUAAACAGCAAUACUACCAGCAGUUUCAAAGUGGAUAGGCUACAUCCCAUGAUAUCUGCAGCUUCCAUGUUUGGCCCUUCUCCAGAUUGGGUCGUCGGUGUUAGUAAACUAAAUCUCUGCAGAAAGGACUGUACCUGGACCAAAAGCGAGAUAAUCGAUUUAUACCCGUGGGACGCUGGCACUGACAAUGGAAUCUCCUACAUGUCGCCCAAUUCUGAAACAAAGCCGCGCGAGAAGAUGAAACCAAUCACCACUCUGUACCCUGAAGAUCCCAGAUCACCGUUUUACGACCCAACUGGAAGGCCCAUGCAGCCAUUAGCCAGGUUGUAUUUGAACAGAGAGAAAAUUAUUCCGCGGGGUUGCGACGAGGAAAUUCUUCAGCAACAAGUCACGCAGCUCGAAGUAGUUGAGAACAACGAGGAUACUUCUAGACCCGAAUGUCAGACUACAGAGUACACAGCUUGGUCAAGCUGUUCGGUGACUUGCGGCAAAGGACUGAGAAUGCGUACCAGGUCGUAUCUAAUGCCUGAAAAAGCAGCAAUGUUCAAGUGCAACAGGCAAUUAGUUUCAAAGGAAAUGUGUGUCUCAUCGAUCCCGGAAUGCCCUGGAGAGGAGGAGACAGACGAUACUGAUUUGCUGCCGGUUCUUAAUAAUCCUUUUUGCGAGACAACUGAUUGGGGUUCCUGGUCCGAGUGCUCCUCUACGUGUGGUCCGGGGCUAAGGAUGAGAACAAGACGAUUCCAGAAUAGCAUGGGUCGUAAACGAUGUCCUCACGUUUCCAUUGUCGAGAGAGAAAAAUGUAUGGAAGCGGCGUGCGUGUCUGGCUUAGAGGAACAGAUCGAUCCUACGUGCAAGGUGACUGAGUGGUCCGAUUGGUCUCCGUGUAGCGCUUCUUGCGGAAAGGGGGUAAAAUUGAGAACCAGACUGUUGAUGGUAGACCCGUCACAGCAGCAACAUUGCUCCUCUAAAUUGGAAUUGCUGCAGCAACGUCCGUGUUUGGAGCAGGCUGACUGUACUUUCGACAUGGCGACUGCAAAAGUGGUCUGUAUGGAACAAGCUGAUCCUGGACCCUGCAGGGGUUACUUCCAGAGGUGGGCGUUCGUUCCUCAGAAACUGAUGUGCGUACCCUUUGGCUAUGGAGGUUGUCGUGGUAACAGGAACAACUUCUUGACUGCUGAAGAGUGCAACAAUACCUGUCGCAUUGUACGAGACAUUCUUAGCGGGCAGCCUGUAAGUGAAGCUGAUGCUAGAAAUGGUCUGAUACCUCGCGCAGAACCUGUCGAUUGUCGUGUGAGCAAGUGGUCACCUUGGUCACCUUGUAGCGUCACGUGUGGUACAGGUCGCGUUACCAGUUAUCGUACAAUCCUGCAAGAGCCACAAAACGGAGGAAAUCCUUGUCCCAAGAAGCUUCAGCGGCGAUUCAGAUGCCAGCUAGCACCAUGCGAGUAACACUUUGAAGAAAUUCGAUCUUUAAUCAACUGGCACGACGAAUAAAAGGUGAAAUAUACAUCUGGGAUUUCAUACAAAAAAAGUUGUUGGUUUUAUAUAAAAAAUUUUGUAAAGAAGUAUUGCUUCUCUGAAAUUAUGAAUUCUGGUGACAGAUCAUAACAUUAGUUUGUAUAUGAUAUGACAGGUAUGAAAGAAACCGAUGUAUCAGAAUAAAUGGUAUUUUAUUAAUGGUCA
This is a messenger RNA of Bombus huntii, 4221 nucleotides long. It is a transcript of the gene fat-spondin, whose product is annotated as spondin-1. The record is from RefSeq and is a predicted model, not a curated record. Gene Ontology annotation, molecular function: serine-type endopeptidase inhibitor activity. Bases 1693 to 3987 code for a protein of 764 amino acids. NCBI's taxonomy places the organism in Eukaryota, Metazoa, Arthropoda, Insecta, Hymenoptera, Apidae. Gene Ontology annotation, biological process: cell adhesion. The transcript is spliced from 12 exons. Gene Ontology annotation, cellular component: extracellular matrix.